AUGUUUUGGGACAAUAGUCUCGGAAAAGUGAAGAGUCUCGACUGCUGUAUCUACGUCGGAGCCGCUGAGGGUCUCCUCUUCACUAUUCAGUGUGUUGGUUGUCUGGUCGGUGGUGUUCUCUUCUCAACAUGGGUGACAAUUCUUGCUACAAGUGUGGUGCUUCUGGACACUUUUCCCGCGAGUGCCCUGACAAUUCCGGUGGCGGUUACUCAAGUCGUG
Dibothriocephalus latus is the source of this 219-nucleotide messenger RNA. Lineage: Eukaryota; Metazoa; Platyhelminthes; Cestoda; Diphyllobothriidea; Diphyllobothriidae. The record is from the annotation of a GenBank genome assembly.